UGACGACACCAGUCCAGGCUGUGGGUCCAUCAAUGCGCUCUCUCUCUAAUUAACAACGCUAUUAGCUGGACUCCCAUGCCAUCACGCUCUGCGCUCUCUCAUACCCCUCCUAGAUCCUCGCGACCCUUUCUUGUGGAGACACAUCCUGUUUUUUCUUUUUAACUAUUCAAAGAAACGAGGGGCUGGUGGUUUAAUCAGCACUUGCUUCUCCAAUCCCAAAGGCCAGAUAUCUCCAGAGAGAGAAGCACCACACCAUAGAAGGGGGCCGGAGAGAGUGAUACGGUGUGAUACCUCCCUGAGUGUCAUCUUGUGCCCUCACCCUCAGUGACAGUGAGCGGCGCUUCACUCCGUCCGUCCGGUGGCCCGCCCGACCUGCUUCCAGUUCCAGUCAUCCAGUGGAGGGAAAGCACCGAAAGGCGCGGCCUUUUUUCCUCUCGCUUUGCUUGCGCCUUCUUUUCACUUCCCUCCCUUUCCUCUCCUCACCUCCUCCCCGCUCCAUGGCCCCCGCGGCGCCGGCGGGCCUCGCCGCCGUCGUCGUCGUCGCCGUGCUCGCCGCCGCGGUGUCGGCGGCAGUCACCUACGACCGCAAGGCCGUGGUGGUGAACGGCCAGCGCCGGAUCCUGAUGUCCGGCUCCGUCCACUACCCAAGGAGCGUCCCCGAGAUGUGGCCGGAUCUGAUACAGAAGGCCAAGGACGGCGGCCUCGACGUCGUGCAGACGUACGUCUUCUGGAACGGCCAUGAGCCCUCCCGUGGACAGUACUACUUCGAGGGGCGGUAUGAUCUGGUGCACUUCAUCAAGCUGGUGAAGCAGGCCGGACUCUACGUGCACCUCCGCAUUGGCCCUUACGUCUGCGCCGAGUGGAAUUUCGGUGGCUUCCCUGUUUGGCUCAAGUAUGUCCCGGGCAUCAGCUUUAGGACCGAUAAUGAACCGUUCAAGGCUGAGAUGCAGAAAUUCACCACGAAGAUCGUUGACAUGAUGAAGUCCGAAGGGCUCUUUGAAUGGCAGGGAGGGCCAAUAAUCCUCUCCCAGAUUGAGAAUGAGUUUGGGCCCUUAGAGUGGGAUCAGGGAGAGCCCGCCAAGGCCUACGCGUCAUGGGCAGCUAACAUGGCGGUUGCACUCAACACGAGUGUUCCAUGGGUCAUGUGCAAAGAAGAUGAUGCCCCGGAUCCAAUUAUUAAUACUUGCAACGGAUUUUAUUGUGACUGGUUCUCCCCAAACAAACCUCACAAGCCUACCAUGUGGACUGAGGCUUGGACAUCUUGGUAUACAGGAUUUGGCAUUCCGGUUCCACAUAGACCAGUAGAGGAUCUAGCAUACGGUGUUGCCAAGUUUAUUCAGAAGGGUGGCUCUUUUGUUAAUUAUUACAUGUAUCAUGGAGGAACAAAUUUUGGGCGCACAGCUGGUGGUCCAUUCAUUGCAACUAGCUAUGACUAUGAUGCUCCUAUUGAUGAAUAUGGCUUGCUGAGAGAACCAAAAUGGGGUCACUUGAAGGAGUUGCAUAAAGCUAUCAAGCUUUGCGAACCAGCAUUGGUUGCAGGAGAUCCAAUUGUAACUUCACUUGGCAAUGCUCAGCAGGCAUCUGUUUUUAGAUCAAGCACUGAUGCUUGUGUGGCCUUCCUUGAGAACAAGGAUAAAGUAUCUUAUGCUAGGGUAUCAUUCAAUGGAAUGCAUUAUAAUCUACCUCCCUGGUCCAUAAGUAUUCUCCCAGACUGCAAAACAACUGUUUACAACACUGCCAGGGUUGGAAGUCAGAUUUCACAAAUGAAAAUGGAAUGGGCUGGAGGAUUCACAUGGCAAUCAUACAAUGAGGAUAUAAACUCCUUGGGUGAUGAAUCAUUUGUGACAGUAGGGUUACUGGAACAGAUAAAUGUGACAAGGGAUAACACAGACUACUUAUGGUAUACAACAUACGUUGAUGUUGCUCAGGAUGAGCAGUUUCUCAGUAAUGGGAAGAAUCCAGUGCUAACUGUUAUGUCGGCUGGUCAUGCUUUGCAUAUUUUCGUUAAUGGACAACUAACUGGAACUGUAUAUGGAAGUGUAGAUGAUCCAAAACUGACAUAUCGUGGAAAUGUGAAGCUUUGGCCAGGCAGUAACACUAUCUCAUGCUUAAGUAUAGCAGUUGGUCUCCCGAAUGUGGGAGAACAUUUUGAGACUUGGAAUGCUGGAAUUCUAGGUCCUGUGACACUCGAUGGCCUUAAUGAGGGAAGGAGAGAUCUCACGUGGCAGAAAUGGACCUAUAAGGUUGGUCUGAAAGGUGAGGAUUUGAGUCUUCAUUCACUUAGUGGUAGCUCUUCAGUAGAGUGGGGAGAACCCAUGCAGAAGCAGCCUCUGACAUGGUACAAGGCUUUCUUCAAUGCACCUGAUGGUGAUGAGCCAUUAGCUUUGGAUAUGAGUAGCAUGGGUAAAGGUCAAAUCUGGAUAAAUGGACAAGGUAUUGGAAGGUAUUGGCCUGGCUACAAAGCUUCUGGAACCUGUGGAAUCUGUGAUUACCGUGGAGAGUAUGAUGAAAAGAAGUGCCAAACCAACUGUGGUGACUCUUCUCAGAGAUGGUACCAUGUUCCUCGUUCAUGGCUUAAUCCAACGGGGAACCUUUUGGUUAUAUUUGAGGAGUGGGGUGGUGAUCCUACCGGAAUCUCGAUGGUGAAAAGAACAACAGGGAGUAUAUGUGCUGAUGUCUCUGAAUGGCAGCCAUCAAUGACGAACUGGCGUACAAAAGACUAUGAGAAAGCCAAGAUCCACCUCCAGUGUGAUCAUGGACGGAAGAUGACUGACAUAAAGUUCGCCAGCUUUGGCACACCACAGGGCUCCUGUGGGAGCUACUCUGAAGGUGGUUGCCAUGCACACAAGUCAUAUGACAUAUUUUGGAAGAACUGCAUUGGUCAAGAGCGCUGUGGGGUAAGUGUGGUUCCUAAUGUAUUUGGUGGGGAUCCAUGCCCUGGGACUAUGAAAAGAGCCGUUGUUGAGGCUAUAUGCGGUUGAGUCAUAUAAUCCAUAUAGCAUAUUGGUUUCUACAAAAAUGUUACCCGAUCAACCUGGCAAGGGGUGAAAGUCGCGGCAACUGUGACGCACGGAUUGUCAGGAGUUACGGGAAUUAGUUGUAUGUUAGAUUUAAGCAUUGAUAUCUGUAUGUAACUUAGGCUACAUAAGACUUGCAUGGAAGAAAUGGUUAGGACCCUAGCUGUGAGAAAUUGAGUGUUGUGGCUCUCUAGACACAGUAAAUUGGUCUGGCAGGGGAGUGACGCGCAGAUGAGACUCUGCUUAUACCUGAGUCCAUGUGCGCGGUGGCUUUUGGGUUGGAGAUUGCCAAAAAGCCAGCACUUGGCUUUGCAUUGUCUGAUUAUUCAUUUUUGGUCAUUGGAGGGUGCAAUGUAAAUGCGCAGGGCCCAUCAUUCAUGAUUUUUCCUAGCUAGUAAUGAAACAGUAAAGAAAAUAUUGGUUCAGAUCAUAAAUAGCAGUUGUCUUA
Sorghum bicolor (sorghum) is the source of this 3465-nucleotide messenger RNA. Its product is annotated as beta-galactosidase 2. Gene Ontology annotation, molecular function: carbohydrate binding; beta-galactosidase activity. Bases 498 to 2981 code for a protein of 827 amino acids. The transcript is spliced from 19 exons. NCBI's taxonomy places the organism in Eukaryota, Viridiplantae, Streptophyta, Magnoliopsida, Poales, Poaceae. Gene Ontology annotation, cellular component: cell wall; vacuole. The record is from RefSeq and is a predicted model, not a curated record. Gene Ontology annotation, biological process: carbohydrate metabolic process.